UUUAGUGCGAUGAGGCAGACGAACUCCUAAUACUCCACUGCACUGGUCAAACAAAGCCAGUUCUAAUUGUGCUCCUUCCCUGGGCUCCGAGCCUGAUCCUCACAUCCCAGCAUUCUUGUCCUGAACGGAGUCUGAAAACACCUGCUCCUUGUGUAUGGGAAGAAUGUAUAGAGUAGGCAGGUCUGACGGACGAAUCUUCCUUACACUCCUCUGUACGGUCUGAGAAGAAGUGGGUAAGAGUUAGGAACACGUUUUCCAAACAUGGUGCAUCUCGUCAAUUUGCCAUUUUUCUCCUGAAUACUAUCUGUGCCGAGGUUCACCCCACUGAUUUCACAAUCAUAAUGAAAGGUUUGGAGAAAGCCUGCCUGGUGAGCGACAAAGCCACAAAAAUGUACUCGCUGACUAACCACAGUGGAGACCAGGGUAUACUUACUAAAGAAAAACACCAGGAUGAAGACUGUCGCCCAUCAGUCAUUACAUACCAUUGUCACAACAAUAACUCGAAAGCUUACGAUUCCCGGCAGAAGGAACACAAAAUAGCAAGGAAGAAGCUCUACAUCGCAGCAGCCAUUUGCUUCACAUUUAUUGUGGCAGAAAUUGCUGGCGGAUAUAUGGCAGGAAGCCUGGCAGUGGUGGCGGAUGCAGCCCAUCUCUUUGUGGAUUUGUCCAGUUUCCUGAUCAGCAUCUGUUCCCUGUGGUUGUCUUCGAAGCCGGCAACAAAAAGACUCACUUAUGGCUGGUACAGAGCGGAAAUAGUUGGUGCCUUAUUGUCCAUGAUUACGAUCUGGGUUGUCACAGGCGUGCUAGUUUACUUGGCGUGUGAGAGAAUUCUUCAUCCUGAUUACACCAUAGACGGGGCAGUGAUGCUUCUGACGUCAGCAUGCGCCCUCGGAGCAAAUGUUGUUUUGGCUCUGGUCCUCCACAACACUGGACAUGGUCACAGCCACGCCGGGGGUCAACAUCAACAUAUGGCACCUGAUUACACGCCUCAGACUAAUGCAAGCAUACGUGCAGCCUUCAUCCAUGUCAUCGGAGAUCUCUUCCAGAGCAUCAGCGUGCUAAUCAGUGCACUCAUCAUAUACUUCAAGCCUCAGUAUAAGAUAGCCGAUCCCAUCUGCACUUUUAUAUUCUCAAUCUUUGUCUUGGCCACAACCAUCACCAUUUUACGGGAUGUUCUCAUCGUUCUAAUGGAAGGGGUUCCUCGAGGGAUUAAUUACAGUGUUGUGAAGCAGAGUAUUCUUGCCGUGAAUGGGGUUAAAUCAGUCCACAGCCUUCAUCUCAUGGCUUUAACAAUGAAUCAAGUCAUCCUCUCCGUUCACGUUGCCACAGAGACUUCAGAUGACAACAGAAGAGUUAUGAAGGAAGUCACACGGAAUGUGUUUGACAAUUUUCCCUUUCACUCGGUCACUGUACAAGUUGAACCGGCGGAGGAACAGAAUCCUGAGUGUAUGUUCUGCUAUGAGCCCACUGACUGAGCCAAAAAGUACUUCCGCCAUGAGAUGACAUCUACAUCAGCUCAACGUCCUACCUACAGA
Molecule: messenger RNA, 1535 nt
Organism: Nanorana parkeri
Lineage: Eukaryota; Metazoa; Chordata; Amphibia; Anura; Dicroglossidae
Gene: SLC30A8
Product: solute carrier family 30 member 8
Exons: 8
Coding region: 342-1475 (377 amino acids)
Biological process (GO): zinc ion transmembrane transport; insulin secretion; response to glucose
Cellular component (GO): plasma membrane
Molecular function (GO): zinc ion transmembrane transporter activity
Source: RefSeq, a predicted model, not a curated record